UGUAAUAGUAAUAACUUCCCCCCACGUUGCUGCGCAACAGCUGUGUUUGGUGAACAUUUACUCAAACGAGGUUUCUUAAUUGAAUGGCAGGUGCGCGUCGACAAGUUUGAUCUCGAAUUCAAUCAACGAAUAAAUAGACAGUUUCUAUUGUAAACAACAAUGGCCGCCACAAGCAGACAGAACCGUGAAUUGGUGCAAAAAAGUAAAGAAAAGUUGAAAUAUACCAAAGAUCCUGUGGAAAAACUAAGACUGAGAUGCCUUGCAAGAGGAGCUAGUGGAAUUAAAGGCCUUGGAAGAACAUUCAAAAUUAUGGAUGAUGACGAGAGUAGAGCUUUAGAAUUUAAAGAGUUUGAGAAGGGUGUAAGAGAGUAUGGUCUUACAAUGGAAAAGGAUGAACUCCAGGAACUAUUCACCAUACUGGACAAAGAUGGCAGUGGAUCAAUAGAUUUUGAUGAAUUUCUGAAAGCACUGAGGCCUCCUAUGUCAAAUGCCAGAAAAGAAUUAAUCACCCAGGCAUUUCAUAAGUUGGACAAAACAGGGGAUGGUACUAUCACAGUGGAGGAUCUUCAAGGUGUCUAUAAUGUAAAGAAACAUCCAAAAUAUCUGAAUGGAGAAUGGACCGAAGAGCAGUGCUUGAGACAGUUCCUUGACUCCUUUGAUACUCCAAAUGAAAAAGAUGGAAAGGUUACUUCAGAAGAAUUUCAGAAUUAUUAUUCUGGCGUUAGUGCCUCCAUUGAUAAUGAUGCUUAUUUUGAUCUGAUGAUGAGGAACGCUUGGAAACUAUAAGGAAUCCCCAAGUUUAUAACGAAUGAGGAGUUUUUGAACUACUACAGUGGGGUUAGUGCUUCAAUAGACAAUGAUGCAUAUUUUGACCUAAUGAUGAGGAACGCAUAUAAACUAGACUGAUAAUACCUGUCCUAGUGAAGAUAACCCAAUAGCUCAGUUCAGCAGGCGAUGGAAUACACCUUAUAGAGACAACUUUGCGUUAAAAUGCCAUUAUUUAAUAGUGAAAAAAAAAUAUUUUCAGUAACCUGUUAUUGGAAUUUUCUGUGUUAUAGGUUUUUAAAAAUGUUAAUUCCAUUUUAAUAGUAUUUUCAUGGAUAAAAGAUAAGAUUUACAUAGUACUUAUAUUUAUCUGUUUUUAUUAAUUGCUGUACAAAAGCUACCAGAGAUCAGAUUAAGGAAGCAAUAGUAGUUGCAUAUUUAAAGUACUCAUAGUAAUUUGGUUGAGUAAAUAGAGGAUAUUAUAGGAGUGUCUUUUCAGACUAAAUUAGUUAAAACAAGUUGAAUAGAAUAAUGAAAUAUUAGGCUCUGUCAGUAUUUAUCUUUUUUAUAACAAGUUUAAUGAAUUCAGUGUGAAAAAAAAAACACAAAUGUUAUAUUCUUUUAUUAUAUGUUAGCUUUUUUGACAGUACAUAGAAAUUCUCUCUUCCUUAUGUUAUAGACCAAGUCAGUCCAACUAACACCUUGAAAUAAUGUUGACCUGUGUAAAAAUGUUAUCAAAACAACACCAAAAUAAUGUAAUGACUAUUUCAUUUCCACAAUUUCAAACGUGAUAAAAUAUUAUUUUUAAUUUUUAACAUUUACUAUCAUAAAUCUUCAUUGUUUUUACAUAGAAAUGUACAUUUUUAUCUUGUUUUAACAAAUCAUUUUUUUUUAUAAAUGUUUCUGAUUCUGAAUUGAAGGGGAAUCUCAUGUCUAUAUAGUAGUUCACAAAACACUUCAGUUAUAGAUGCCAAAUAUUUAGAUGAUAUAAAAAAGGACUUUAGAAUACCUCUAGGUUAAACAGUCUUACUAUCUCUUUACCAUUUUAUUCAAAAUUGCAUCUUUAGAUUUUGAAGACUGUGAUAUUUAUAGAUAGACUUUUUCAUUUAUCUAUUAUGCCUUUUCAUAGAGCCUUCUCAACAAAAGUUCUUUUAGGUGAAGUAAACAUAUCAAAAAUGCUUUUAGUAUAAUUAGUGUAGGUGUUUGUAGUUUGUAGGCUUGAAAAAUGCCUAGACCAUUAUUUUCAGUAUGGGGGAUUUAAAAAAAUGGACCUGGAAGAAUAAGAAAUUGUUCAUUUUUAAUUCAUUUUUUUGUCGUAUAAAUAUAAGCAUUUUUAUCUAGAGCAGUCUUAGCCUUAGAUUUUGUUGGAAGGCUUUUGUGAAACUUGGACCAGUUUUUCACAUUUAUUUCACUUUUACAUUAUUAUUCUUGCAAGAUUGUAAAUAGGAUUGUAAAUACGCAUACAGUGUGAGCUUUCAACAAUCCAAGAAGUAUCGGCUUCUGUUUUCAAAAAAAAACAUCAUCAAAACAUACUUUGGCAUUUCCUGUUACCUCAAUUUUAUAUUAAGUUGAGCAUUCAACAAAAGUUAGUAUAAACAGUAUGUUGAUAAAUGAAAUGCUAAAAACCUAAUAACAAUAAAACUUAUAUUCAUAAAGAAGUACAUAUUUUUAUGUCCACACAUCUCCUCUUUACAUUAUGAAUGUUAAUAUUGGUCACAUGAAUUUCCUUGACUGUAUUUUUUAUCUUAUGCUCAUUCUUUAGCCACAAAUUUUAUCUUAUUUAUUAGUAAAGUGUAUAUAGAACAA
Messenger RNA from Mercenaria mercenaria, 2571 nucleotides. RefSeq names its product calcyphosin-like protein. Gene Ontology annotation, molecular function: calcium ion binding. The record is from RefSeq and is a predicted model, not a curated record. The transcript is spliced from 6 exons. Lineage: Eukaryota; Metazoa; Mollusca; Bivalvia; Venerida; Veneridae. Bases 160 to 786 code for a protein of 208 amino acids.